Hibiscus syriacus is the source of this 1068-nucleotide messenger RNA. RefSeq names its product agamous-like MADS-box protein MADS3. Gene Ontology annotation, cellular component: nucleus. Gene Ontology annotation, biological process: positive regulation of transcription by RNA polymerase II. Bases 163 to 888 code for a protein of 241 amino acids. The record is from RefSeq and is a predicted model, not a curated record. Gene Ontology annotation, molecular function: protein dimerization activity; RNA polymerase II cis-regulatory region sequence-specific DNA binding; DNA-binding transcription factor activity, RNA polymerase II-specific. The transcript has 8 exons. Lineage: Eukaryota; Viridiplantae; Streptophyta; Magnoliopsida; Malvales; Malvaceae.
AGCCAGAAAAUUAAAGAAAAAAAAUGCUAAAAAGAAAAACUGAAAAGAGAAUGAAGAAAUAAUAUAGGGGUUUCCAUUUUAUUGUAAAAGACCAAAACACCAAGUCCCAUUGUUCUAAGCAAAGAAACUUGAAAACCCAGACAGAAAGAAGAAAAAAGAAAUAUGGGGAGAGGGAGAGUGGAGCUGAAGAAGAUAGAAAACAAGAUUAACAGACAAGUCACCUUCUCUAAGAGGAGAAAUGGGCUGCUCAAGAAAGCUUACGAGCUUUCUGUUCUUUGUGAUGCUGAGAUCGCCCUUAUCAUCUUCUCUAAUCGUGGCAAGCUCUUUGAGUUUAGCAGCUCUGGUAUGAGCAAGACCCUUGAACGAUACCAGCGUUGCUGCAUUGUUCCUCAAGACUAUAGGCUUGAACGUGAAACCCAGAGUUGGUACCAAGAAGUAAUCAAGUUGAAGGCAAAAUAUGAGGCACUGCAACGCACUCAAAGGCAAUUGCUUGGAGAAGAUCUUGGACCAUUGAAUAUGAAAGAACUGCAAAACCUUGAGAAGCAACUUGAAGGAGCUCUUGCAAUGGCUAGACAACGAAAGACGCAGAUUUUGAACGAGCAAAUGGAAGAGCUACGCAAAAAGGAGAUUCAGCUUGGAGACAUUAACAGAGAGUUGAAAAACAAGCUCGAGGAAGAAGGAGAAAACCAGAAAACAAUGGAAGGUUUAUGGAGUUGCGGUGCAGCAACUGACAACUUUCCUCUGCAUACCUCUCCGUCACACCCCAUGGAAUGUGAUCUUGAACCUGUUUUGCAAAUAGGGUACCAUCACUAUGUUGAGGGUGAAGGAUCUUCAGCCCCCAAGGACAUGGCUGGUGAGGCCAACUUCAUCCACGGAUGGAUCAUCUGAAACAUAAAUAUUUAUAAAAAUUAUAUUGUGAUUUCAUCUGGGAUUUUAUGCUUUCUAAAUAUAUAUAUAUAUAUGUAUGUACCUUGUAAUUGUUUUAUUUCAGGCACUAAAAUGCCCAUUUGGAGCCUUCAAGAUUAUUUUGUAGGCUAACUGCAGCCCUUAUAAAUAGGUUAUUUUGGU